Messenger RNA from Humulus lupulus (European hop), 467 nucleotides. RefSeq lists its product as uncharacterized. The record is from RefSeq and is a predicted model, not a curated record. NCBI's taxonomy places the organism in Eukaryota, Viridiplantae, Streptophyta, Magnoliopsida, Rosales, Cannabaceae. The transcript has 3 exons. The coding region runs from base 90 to 467 and encodes 125 amino acids.
AUUCUUACUUUUUGCACUUUCUAUUUAUAACUUUGGCCACUGUAUUAUGACUUAGAAACACUUAGUUAGCUUUGAUUUCUAUCUUUUGCAUGGUUGUUGAAGUAAGUACAUCUGUGAUGCUGAAAGUUUUCUUAAUGUUUUCUAGGAUGACAUUGUUCUUAAUUCUUUGUGCAGGCAUGCACUUAGACUCUGAUCUAGUGAUGUUAAGCUUGAAGGAAAUUGGAAAACUCAAGGCUGCCUCCAAGAGAAGAGGCAAAAUACUUGGUGUGCAAGCAAUCUCUCACGAGAGACUCUUACUUUUGUUUGCAUUUUGCAAGAGGUGUGUAGAUGUGACUGGAGCUUACAGUGCUCUAAAGACGGAGCUUAACAUAAGCUUGACAGCAACAGGCCUUUUGUGGACUACAACUGGCUUUAUUGCAAAGAGGAUUACACAUGGACCUGUGGAAGAAAGGGAAACAGGUAUAUGA